Messenger RNA from Hyaloscypha bicolor E, 273 nucleotides. RefSeq lists its product as uncharacterized. The annotation marks the transcript as partial. The transcript has a single exon. The record is from RefSeq and is a predicted model, not a curated record. NCBI's taxonomy places the organism in Eukaryota, Fungi, Ascomycota, Leotiomycetes, Helotiales, Hyaloscyphaceae.
UACAACGUGUUGUCAUACGUGUGGGGAGAUCCACGAAUUACUACCCCAAUCUCCGUUGGCCGUUGCGACAUCGAACUUACAGUCAACCUGGAGUCAGCCUUGCGUCACAUUAGGGGUCCCUUAAGAACGAGGAAGGUAGGGGUUGGUGGGGUUUGUAUCAAUCAAAGUAAUGCAGAGAAAAAGAGUCUGCAAGUGAGUCAGAUGGGAAAGUUCUACUCCCAGGCGGAGCAUACAAUCAUUUACUUGGGCGACGAAACUCAGGAAACGGAAUAA